Messenger RNA from Acanthosepion pharaonis, 2802 nucleotides. The record is from the annotation of a GenBank genome assembly. NCBI's taxonomy places the organism in Eukaryota, Metazoa, Mollusca, Cephalopoda, Sepiida, Sepiidae.
AUGAUCCAGUUGUUUUCUUCCGCCGUUGUGAUCCUAUCUCUCAUCAGCAUUUUAUGUAUUCUCUCUUUUCAUAUUCUGACUGUAUCUAUCAUUUCUGUUUUUCCAUUAUCUAUCUAUCUAUCUAUCUAUCUAUCUAUCUAUCAUGAACUUGUCACAUAUUCUGCCUUUUCAUAUUCUGUUUACGUCUGUCAUUUCAUGUCUAUCUAUCUAGCUAUCUAUCUAUCUAUCUAUCUAUCUAUCUAUCUAUCUAUCUAUCUAUCUAUCUAUCUAUCUCAUUCAUUCCAAAUCUAUCGUCUUUCUUUCGGCUUUUCCUCUUCUUAUCAGUUUAGAAUUAUUCAACCAGCUUCCGCACACACAGACCGUCAAUCUAUGACCUUUUCCGCCUCGUCUCUUCCCUUGUCUAUUCCUGUUUUCCUCACUCACCUAUUUGAGUCACCCUCUCGGAAAUGUAUUCAUUAUGGCCUCCUCGGGCAAAAAUGGCUAACGUCCGCAGAUUUUUUUUUUUCUUUUUCAAUAAUUCUUUUCCAAUUUGUGUUUCUUUCUCUAUUUUUUUCUUUUUCGGUUCUAUCUCACCCGUUCUUUCUCUUCCAUCCGUAUAUCUCCCCUCUACUCACGACCUCUUUUCUUUCUUUCUUUCUUUUCAAAAUAGCUCUCUUUCUCGUUAUUUUUCGUAAUGCCUUUCAUCUAACAUAUUUUUUUUCUUUUUUAUUUUAUUUUUCUUUAAAAAAAUCUUAUAUUUUCUUUUUUAUAUAUUUCUUUUUUUAUUAUUCAUUUCUUUUCUUUUCCUCCCCUUUUCUCUUUUGGUUCUUUUCCUCCCCUUUUCUCUUUUGGUUUCUUUUCCUUAUCUUAGGAGGAUGGAGAGCGAUCCUUCCUUCCUUCUUUUUUUUCUUUCUUUCUUUCUUUCUUUCUUUCUUUCUUUCUUUCUUUCUGUUGUAUUUCCUAUUUUGUAUCUUUUUAUUGUAUGUUUCUCUCUGUCUUUCUCCUAUCUUCAAUAUUUUCUUUCAUUUUUCUAAUUUCUUUCAUUUUUAUUGCACUUUUCUUUCUUUGUCUUCUUCUUUCUAUUUGUUAUCUUUUUCUUUCAUUUUUCUUUCUUUUUUCUUACUUUCUUAUUUGAUAUUUCUCAUUCUUUUCGUCUUUCUUUUUCCAUUUCUUUUUCUACUGCGUCUUUUCUUUAUUCUUCUUUAUUUUUAUUUUACUUUUUUAUAUUUCUUUCUUUUUUGUUUACUCUUCUGUGUCUUCUAUUUCGUUUUCUCUUUCUUUCUUUCUUUCAUUCUUUCAUUCUUUCUUUCUUUCUUUCUUUCUUUCUUUUGUUUUCUUCUAUAUCUUUUCUUUCUUUCUUUCUUUCUUUCUUUCUUUUGUUUUCUUCUAUAUCUUUUCUUUCUUUCUUUCUUUCUUCUGUAUCUUUCCCAUCUUUCAUUCUUUCUUUCUUUCUUUCUUUCUUUUGUUUUCUUCUAUAUCUUUUCUUUCUUUCUUUCUUUCUUUCUUCUGUAUCUUUCCCAUCUUUCUUUUCUUUUUUUUCUUUCUUUUGUUUUCUUCUAUAUCUUUUCUUUCUUUCUUUCUUUCUUUCUUCUGUAUCUUUCCCAUCUUUCUUUCUUUCUUUUUUUCUUUCUUUCUUUAUUUCUUUCUUUCUUUCUUUUGUAUCUUUCUCAUCUUCCUUCCUUCCUUUCUUUCUUUCUUACUUCUGUAUCUUUCCCAUUCUUCUUUCAUUCUUUUCUUUCUUUCUUUCUUUCUUUCUUUUGUAUCUUUCUCAUCCUUCCUUCCUUCCUUCCUUCCUUCCUUCCUUCCUUCCUUCCUUUCUUUCUUUCUUACUUCUGUAUCUUUUCCAUCUUUCUUUCUUUCUUCUGUAUCUUUUCUAUCCUUCUUUCUUUCUUUCUUUCUUUCUUUCUUUCAUUUGUAUCUUUUCCAUCCUUCUUUCUUUCUUCUGUAUCUUUCUUUCUUCUGUAUCUUUCUUUCUUUCUUUCUUUCUUUCUCUAUUUCUUUCCUCUCUACCCUCGCUAUUUCCCUUUUGAGAAAGCAGACGAUUUACUGGCUUCAGGAAAUUCCUCUGCCUACAGAAGAACUUCUUCUUCUACUUCUUCCGCUUCUUCUUCUUCGUCUUCUUCUUUUCUCUUCCUCCUCCUCCUCCCACUUCUUCUUCUUCUUCUUCUUCUUCUUCUUCUUCUCUUCCUCCUCCUCUUUCUUCUUCUUGUCUUCCUCCUCCUCUUCUUCUUCUUCUUCUUAGUCUUCUUCUUCUUCUUCUGCUUCUUCUUAGUCUUCUUCUUCUUCUCUUCCUCCUCCUCUUUCUUCUUCUUGUCUUCCUCCUCCUCUUCCCUCUCUUCCUCUUCUUCUUCUUCUUCUUCUUCUGCUUCUUCUUCUUGUCUUCCUCCUCCUCUUUCUUUUUCUUGUCUUCCUCCUCCUCUUCCCUCUCCUCCUCAUCUUCUUCUUCUUCUUCUUCUGCUUCUUCUUCUUCUUCUUGUCUUCCUCCUCCUCUUCCCCUCCUCCUCUUGCUUCUUCUUCUACUUCUUCUUAGUCUUCUUCUUCUUCUCUUCCUCCUCCUCUUUCUUCUUCUUCUUCUUCUUCCUCUUGUCUUCCUCCUCUUCUUCCCUCUCCUCCUCCUCCUCCUCCUCCUCCUUCUUCUUCUUCUUCCUCCUCUUUCUUCUUCUUCUUCUUGUCUUCCUCCUCUUCCCCCUCCUCCUCCUCCUUCUUUUACAUGCUGUAUCCCUUAAAGAAGAGAAACGGCUUGCGGCCAUAUUCUUCCCCUCCUGGGUUACAGUAACCACCAAAAUAGAAACAAACUCUCAAGAAAUUUACAUAUUGAUAUAA